Molecule: messenger RNA, 2538 nt
Organism: Triticum turgidum subsp. durum (durum wheat)
Lineage: Eukaryota; Viridiplantae; Streptophyta; Magnoliopsida; Poales; Poaceae
Source: the annotation of a GenBank genome assembly
AUGCCGUCGCUCUCCUGCCACAACCUGCUGGACCUGGCGGAGGAGCUGCCCCCAUCCCCGCUCCGGCUCCCGCGGGUCAUGGCCGGCGCCUCCCCCUCCUCGCCGGCCUCGCCGUCCCCGGCCGGGCCACCUCGCCGGGUCAUCGUCUCGCACCGGCUCCCCCUCCGCGCGUCCCCCGACCCCGCGGCGCCGUUCGGGCUGCGCUUCACCGUCGACGCGGGCACCGUCGCCUACCAGCUCCGCUCGGGCCUGCCCGCCUCCGCCCCCGUGCUGCACGUCGGCACGCUGCCCCCCGCCGCCGCCGAGGCCGCCUCCGACGAGCUCGCCAGCUACCUGCUGGCGCACUUCUCCUGCCUCCCCGUCUUCCUCCCCGCCGACCUCCACGGCAAGUUCUACCACGGCUUCUGCAAGCACUACAUGUGGCCGCUCCUCCACUACCUGCUCCCGCUCACGCCCUCCACGCUCGGGGGGCUGCCCUUCGACCGCGCGCUCUACCACUCCUUCCUCUCCGCCAACCGCGCCUUCGCCGACCGCCUCACCGAGGUGCUCGCCCCCGACGACGACUUCGUCUGGAUCCAGGACUACCACCUCCUCGCCCUCCCCACCUUCCUCCGCAAGCGCUUCCCGCGCGCCAGGGUCGGAUUCUUCCUCCACUCGCCCUUCCCCUCCUCCGAGAUCUUCCGCACCAUCCCCGUCCGCGACGACCUGCUCCGCGCCCUCCUCAACGCCGACCUCGUCGGCUUCCACACCUUCGACUACGCGCGCCACUUCCUUUCGGCCUGCUCCCGCCUCCUCGGCCUCGACUACCAGUCCAAGCGCGGAUACAUCGGCAUCGAGUACUACGGCCGCACCGUCACCGUCAAGAUUCUGCCCGUCGGCAUCGACAUGGGCCAGCUCCGGUCGGUCGUGUCGGCGCCGGAGACGGCGGACGUGGUGCGCCAGGUCGCCGACGCCUACAAGGGGAGGCGCCUCAUGCUCGGCGUGGACGACGUCGACCUCUUCAAGGGGAUCGGGCUCAAGUUCCUGGGGAUGGAGCAGCUGCUGGUGGAGAACCCCGAGCUCCGGGGCAAGGCCGUGCUCGUGCAAAUCACCAAUCCGGCGCGCAGCGAGGGCCGGGACGUGCAGGAGGUGCAGGAUGAGGCCAGAGCCAUCAGCGCCCGUGUCAACGAGCGGUUCGGCACCCCCGGGUACACCCCCAUCGUGAUGAUCAGCCGCCCGGUGUCGGAGUACGAGAAGGCGGCUUACUACGCCGCCGCCGAGUGCUGCGUGGUGAGCGCCGUCCGCGACGGGCUCAACCGGAUUCCGUACAUCUACACGGUGUGCCGGCAGGAGAGCACCGCCCUGGGCGACGCCCCCAAGCGAAGCGUCAUCGUGCUGUCCGAGUUCGUGGGAUGCUCCCCGUCGCUCAGCGGGGCGAUCCGGGUGAACCCAUGGAGCGUGGAGUCCGUGGCAGAGGCCAUGAGCUCGGCAUUGAGGAUGUCCGACGGCGAGCAGCGGCUGCGCCACGAGAAGCAUUACAAGUAUGUGAGCACCCAUGAUGUGGCCUACUGGGCGCGGUCCUUCGACCAGGACCUGCAGCGGGCCUGCAAGGACCAUUUCUCGCGGCGGCAUUGGGGGAUUGGGUUCGGGAUGAGCUUCAAGGUGGUGGCGCUUGGCCCAAAUUUCAGGCGGCUCUCCGUCGAGCACAUUGUGCCGUCGUUCAGGAAGACGGAGAACCGGCUGAUUCUCCUGGACUACGAUGGCACCGUGAUGCCGGAGAGUUCCAUCGACAAGGCGCCGAGCAGUGAGGUCAUCUCUGUCUUGAAUCGGCUGUGCGAAGAUCCGAAGAACAGGGUGUUCAUCGUGAGCGGUCGGGGGAAGGAUGAGCUGAGCAAGUGGUUCGCGCCAUGUGAGAAGCUGGGGAUUGCUGCAGAGCAUGGCUACUUCACUAGGUGGAGCAAGGAAUCGCCAUGGGAGACCUGCGGGCUGGUGGCAGACUUCGAUUGGAAGAAGACGGCCGAGCCGGUGAUGAGACUGUACACAGAGGCCACCGAUGGAUCGUACAUCGAGCACAAGGAGAGCGCGCUGGUGUGGCACCACGACGAGGCGGAUCCUGACUUCGGUUCAUGCCAGGCGAAGGAGCUGCUCGACCAUCUCGAGAGCGUGCUCGCCAACGAGCCAGUCGUCGUGAAGAGGGGCCAGCACAUCGUGGAGGUUAACCCCCAGGGCAUCAGCAAGGGCGUGGUGGUGGAGAGCCUCCUGUCGUCCAUGGUGCGCGGCGGCAAGGCGCCCGACUUCGUGCUCUGCAUCGGGGACGACCGGUCCGACGAGGACAUGUUCGAGAGCAUCGUGUGCCCGGCCAACGGCAGCGUGAAGCUCCCGGCGACGAGCGAGGUGUUCGCGUGCACCGUGGGGAAGAAGCCGAGCAUGGCCAAGUACUACCUGGACGACACGGUGGACGUGAUCAAGAUGCUGCAGGGGCUCGCGAACGCGCCGUCGCAGCAGCGGCCGUGGCCCGUGCAGCUCCGGGUCACCUUCGAGGAAGGAAACGGAGUAUGA